This is a messenger RNA of Phytophthora sojae, 2676 nucleotides long. RefSeq lists its product as hypothetical. Lineage: Eukaryota; Oomycota; Peronosporomycetes; Peronosporales; Peronosporaceae. The coding region runs from base 1 to 2676 and encodes 891 amino acids. Gene Ontology annotation, biological process: regulation of Rab protein signal transduction. Gene Ontology annotation, cellular component: cytoplasmic vesicle. The record is from RefSeq and is a predicted model, not a curated record. The transcript has 2 exons.
AUGCCCGCCUCCGCCGCCGAGCCGCAGGACGACGGCCUCGCCGUGACGCUGGACGCCGUGGUGGCCGACCCGCACCUGCACGCGCUGUUCCUGCAGCACCUGUCCGCCUCGGACCCCAAGGGCUUCGCGCGGCUGCUCUUCCUCGUGAGCGUCGAGGAGUUCAAGAAGGUCCCCAGCGAGGACAAACACUCUGUUUCUUCUUCUUCUCCCAGCGCCCCCGAUGAUGACGCCGCCGACUCCGACGACGACGCGCGCGCGCACCGCCGGCAGUACGCGAGCAAGAUCAUCGCCAAGUUCAUGCGGCCCGACGCCUUCCUGGACAUCACGUCCGAGAACCUGCGCAUCCUCAACAAGUCGGUCUGGAGCUUCGGCAAGCUGCUGAGCAACGACCUGAUGCUGUACUCGGGGCUGGCGGCCAAGUCCGACCUGUUCCAGGAUGCCGAGGUGGCCGUCAAGAGGGCGUUGCAGCCCAGCUUCCGGCAGUUCGCGGCCACGCCCGAGUUCGCGGCGCUCGUGGCCAGCUCCAGACUCACGUACGUGGACGCGGACGACAGCACGGACGAAGACCAGCAGCAGAUGGAGGAGGAGAAGAGCCCCGCCUCCGUGUCGGACGGCAGCGUGGGGGUGGCGUCGCCCUGCCGCGCGCCGUCCUCGGCGUCGUCUACGCCGCGGCAGAGUCGCGUCCGGAGACAGCGCACGGCCACGACGUUUCUGACGCUGGAGCGGGUGCUCGGCAACCGCAGAUUGUGCAGCGUCUUCUGGGUGUUUUUGUUCAAGGAGCGCACGCACGAGCAGCUGAGUCUGUGGAUGGACUUUAGGUACCACCUGCUGCCGGUGCUCGAGGACUUUAUCAACGCGACGCAGGAUGACAGCGAGGAGGAAGAUGGAAAGCAGGAGAACGACCAGCAACAUGACAGCGAGGAACGACAAGCUGGAGAACUCAUUGAGCAGCUGCUGGCGGUGGGCAGUCGCAUUGCUGCCAAGUACCUGACUGCGAGCGCGAGUACACGUGUCACUUUUGUCGGUGAUGCGGAGCAGGCGCUGCUGCGCGACUACGAGUUACGGGUGGCGUGUUGUCUGGAUGCUGGUAGCUUCUCUCUCGCGGACGCUGAGGUUCUGCUGCGAACGGUGGAGCGCAUUCAAUCGGUCAUUCAAGCCAACCUCAAGGUCAACCACUUCGUUCGCUUUAUGGGAAGCGAAUCGUUCAAGUCACUUGUGGCAUCCUAUCAAAGUCGCCUGCUGAGCCCGUCUGACAGCAGCAUGACUACGCUGCAGGAGUUGUUCCAGUGCAUGAAUGUGGCAUCGCACCAACCGCAGCGGGUGCGCAGUAAAUCCUUCACGCUACGGGAGCUCUUUCAAGGCCAGUUACGUGGUGAACCGCAGAGCAAGUCCCUCGUCAGCUCGGUGCUGAGUUUUCGGCUGGAUGUGAAUGACCGGUCGCGUCCUGAAAUCAUCAAGGAAGUUUUGCACACGCUGGCGGACCCGAACAACCGCAGCGAAAGCAGCAGUGACCUAUACCAUCAUCACGCCAUUCCGGAUCAUGUCGAGGCUUUCUUCCGUCCGGCAGGAGCGGAUGUGAUCCGCUCCACAACUCGUCCGGAUCCCUCGCUUUUUCACAUGACUAUUGGAAAUGCCGAGAAGGCGUUCUAUGGUGCCUGCCUCACACGAUACGUACCGCUGAACGACUCGAGCAAAUUGGGUCCGUUGGAACAAGUGCUGCAAGAGACCGAGGGCCUCGAAGUCUACGUUCCUGCUGGUCUGUGCAUCAUCAGCCGGUAUCCGAUUCUCGACACGCUUAAGCAGCGCCUUGACGCUCUACAUGCGGCCAUGCAGGACGAUGAGGCAUACCUCUCCGAUGUAAACUGGUUGCCCUCGGCAGCACAAAUGGCUGGAUUACUCUGCCCGUUCGACUUUGCUGCCGCCACAGCCACUGAGGACGCCGUGACUUCUCUCUCGGCACUCGACAAGUAUGUGGAUUUCAGCAUGGAAGAGCUGUUCAGCUGUCUCUCGGUCGAGCACGUGGUCGCUCUGGUGACGUGCAUGCUUCUUGAACGACAGAUCGUGCUAGUGAGCUCCAGAUAUUCGGUGCUUACGUCCGUGGGUGAAACAUUGAAGAGCUUGAUUGCCCCUCUGCAGUGGAGUCACGUGUUUGCCCCCAUCCUGCCAAAGAGUAUGAUCGAGUGCUUGCAAUGCCCCACUCCGUAUUUGUUCGGCGUGCACUCGAGCUAUCGGGCGGAGUUGCGCGAGAUGCUCGAGCGCGAAGGGUGUGGUGACGGCAUUGUCGUGGUGGAUCUGGAUGCAGACACGAUGAGCUCACCUGGCCGACCGCAGCUUCCAGAAUCUGUCCGUGGCCCGCUCUCCUCUCGCUUGCUGCAACUGCUCAAGCCAAAGGUGUACUUCAGCGACUUCGUGCCGAUGCUCAGCAGCAAGACAGAUGCAAUGCAGGCACGGCGGUUUCCGCAGGGCCAUGUGCGGACUUGCUUCCGUGAGGCGGUGGCAACUCUGCUUCGGACAGUCGAGGAGUUCCGCUUCGUGCUCUCCGACGAUUUUGACUACGUGGUGGUUUUUGACCGGAUCGCAUUCAUGCGCCGACUGCCACCUCGCGAGCAGUCCUUCUACCGCAGCUUCCUGGAAACCCAAGUUUUCUCGCACGAGAUUGCCUCGGUGGAUAUUUAG